Lottia gigantea (owl limpet) is the source of this 712-nucleotide messenger RNA. RefSeq lists its product as hypothetical. The transcript is spliced from 4 exons. The record is from RefSeq and is a predicted model, not a curated record. Lineage: Eukaryota; Metazoa; Mollusca; Gastropoda; Lottiidae. The coding region runs from base 48 to 359 and encodes 103 amino acids.
CUUUACCACUAAAGGGAUUUUACACGACUGUUAUACCCAUAACCAAAAUGAGAGCCUUCAUCUUCCUCGCUAUUUUAGCUGUAACCUGUCAUCAAGUAUUUUCAGAUGAGAUUAAAUGUGCCUUCGGUUCCGGAUCAUGUACUGCUAAGUAUACAGAUCUUUUAAUAGGGGACAAAACUUGCGAUCAAAAAGCCCCCCUUUUCGCCUGUUUGAGAGAUGCGGGGUGUUCACGAGACGACCAGACUUAUAAGGCACAAGUAACAGCAUAUAAAUAUGAAAGUUGUGGAGCAUCAGCUAUAAUUAUGGGAUGGACAUUACCAAUUCUGAUGUUUACAGUAGCUAAAUAUUUCUUUAAAUAAACUACAGCACUUUUUAGAACAGAACACUUUUACUCAAUUCGACUUUAAUUAAUUUUUCUAAAUCAAACAUGUAAAUUUAGAGAAUUUUAAAUAAUAUUUUUUAUGGAAAUUUACAUUGAAAAAUUGUGGAAAAGACUUCUUAUUUCUGUCUUCUAAUAAAUGCUUUCCACAUGCAUGUAGAUGUAAACAUUUUUUGGAAAUUUUAUUGGUAACAUGUUAACUUAUGUAUUGUUUUUUUUUUAUUAGUCAUAUAUUGUUGUACAAAAUAAUAUACAUUGUAUCAAUUGAACCAUUAAAAUGUUUGCUGUUGUAUUAUCAUGAUUAAAUGAUAUUUUGAUUCAAAAAUCUGACAG